AUGAGCAUCUCUACGGCCCAGAUAGACCAGCUUGUACAGGAUUGGAUCUCAAUUGAUCCCAACCCCGAAACAAAACAAGAAAUCCAGACCCUCCUGCAAAACCGCGAGUAUGACAAGUUGCGCCAGAAGUUGUACCCUCGAAUCGCAUUCGGCACAGCUGGUUUGCGUUCGUCGAUGGAGUCAGGGUUUGCCCACAUGAACGAUGUCACAGUGCUUCAAGCGUCGCAAGGUUUGGUCAACUAUCUCGCUUCAAAGUUCGAACACCCGUCAAUUGUUGUUGGGUAUGACCACCGUUAUCACUCGCAACGAUUCGCGGAGCUCUUGGCGAGUGUCGCCUUGGUUAAAGGUGGCAUCACGGUGUACUACUUGGGCUCAAUCGAUGAUCUCUCUCGGGAGUCGUUGAAGUUAUCCGAGGGCCAAUUCAAGAAUGACGAUGAAGCCUCGCGGGAAUACGUUCACACGCCCAUGGUGCCCUUUGCUAUUGACACCUUGGGCGCUUCGGGGGGAGUCAUGAUUACUGCGUCGCAUAACCCGGCAAUGGACAAUGGAUACAAGGUGUAUUAUCUGAAUGGGUGUCAGAUUAUCCCCCCGGUAGAUCAUGAAAUUGCUGAGCUGAUUGAGCACAAUUUGCAGCCUUGGAGUGACCAAGUUUGGAACGUGACCGAGAAUUUCACUGCUGGUUUCCACAGUGGUGUUUUGAAGCCGGUGAAGGAGGAAAUCGUGAAACAAUAUGUCGAGCAAGUCAAGUUGAAGUUGGUCAAGACGGACGAGUUGGAUUUCAACUUUGUUUACACGCCCAUGCAUGGUGUGGGUUUGGAGACGUUUGCCAAGUGUUUGAGCUUGUUUAAAAAGACGCAGAAAUAUGAGUUUGUCACUAAGCAAGCUAAGCCUGACCCGGCGUUCCCCACUGUCAGUUUCCCCAACCCGGAGGAGAAAGGUGCGUUGGACUUGGCCAUUGAGACCGCGCUGGGCUUGGGUUACAAGUUGGUGUUGGCAAAUGACCCCGAUGCUGAUCGGUUCAGUCUCGCCGUGGCUGACAAAAAUGGCAAGUUUAAACAGUUGACGGGCAACGAGAUUGGAUUCCUCUUUGCUAUGCAUGUGAUUGAAACUUUGAGCAAGGACGAAUUGUCGCGCACGUAUUUGUUGAACUCCACAGUCUCGAGCCAGAUCUUGAAAGCCAUGGCUGAAAAGGAUGGAUUCCAAUUUGCAGAUACCUUGACUGGGUUCAAAUGGAUGGGAAACAAGGCCAUAGACUUGACUAAAGACGGGUACUUGGUUCCGUUUGCAUUCGAGGAGUCGAUUGGGUUCAUGUUUGAUAUCGUGCACGAUAAGGACGGGGUUUCUGCUGCGAUUGUGUUUUUGCAGUUGUACCAACGGUGGACCGCAAGUGGCGACGUUGAUGUCUUGGACAAGUUGCAAGCUGGAUACAGGAAAUACGGCUGGUUCAAGGAUUUGAAUGGAUAUUAUAGAGUCGGUGAUAUGGAAGUUACCGGUAAGAUAUUUGCAAGCAUUCGGGAUUCAUACAAGGGUAGUGACUAUACUGAAACGAUUGGAGGCUACAAGGUUACAUAUUGGAGAGACUUGACUGUGGGGUACGACUCGUCAACCGCGGACCACAAACCGCUCUUGCCGGUGGACCCUCACUCUCAGAUGAUUACCGGUGUGCUUGAACCACUCAAAAGGCCUGCAAACGACCCCAAGCUAUCUGUGAGGUUCACUGCUAGAGGCUCAGGCACGGAGCCCAAGUUGAAAGUCUACAUUGAAGGAAAAUCCACUGUAAGUGAAAGCGAUGCUUUGAGUGUUGCUGACGAUUGUUGGGAAACACUCAAGAAGCAAUGGUUUAAACCCGAUGUGUACGGUUUGAAAGAGCUGAAACCUUGA
Lodderomyces beijingensis is the source of this 1881-nucleotide messenger RNA. The record is from the annotation of a GenBank genome assembly. Lineage: Eukaryota; Fungi; Ascomycota; Pichiomycetes; Serinales; Debaryomycetaceae.